Molecule: messenger RNA, 2810 nt
Organism: Prorocentrum cordatum
Lineage: Eukaryota; Dinophyceae; Prorocentrales; Prorocentraceae
Source: the annotation of a GenBank genome assembly
GCGACCGAUGCUGGAAUUUGAAGCAACAUCGGCAGCGGGAGGGGGGCUCCAGCGCCAGCCCGAGGGAUCCAGGCAGGCCUCCGAAGGUUCGAGUUGAAGUUUUUGUGUUUGUUGUUGUUGCUGUCCCUUCCAGGAGCCCCUCGCAGCUCCAGGAGGUGCACGCCUCCUCGCCCCCGCUGCACGCCGUGCCGCUCUCCCAGGACGCGGCCCUGCCGCCGGGGGCGCCCAGGAAGAGCGCGUCGGACCCGGAGGCGGUGCGGCGGCCGGGGGAGGAGGAGGAGGAGGAGGACGUGGAACGGUCCUUGGCCAGACUCUUUACCCAGAAGCUGGCCAGCCGCCCGUCGGACGCUGGUAGCCAGGCUGACCUGGCGGCGCUGGCGCGGAGCCCGGCUCGGAGCCCGACGCGCGGCAGCCUCAGCAGCGACCAGACCGCGGCAGCGGCGGCCUCCACAGCGGCUCCUCGGCCGCAGGCGCCUGGCCCGCCCGCGGCCGAGCCGCAGCCAGCCGCAGCGCCGCGCACUGCCUCGGCGGGGCAGGGCGGAGUGGCGAAGCCGCCCGCUGCGCGCGCGAAGCAGGAUGGGACGACGCCAACCCUGGAGCUUCACCCCUGGGUGCAGCGCGCUCCCCCUCCCGCGGGUGCCUCGGGCGGCGCGGGGCGGAGCGGGCUCCUGGCGGGCUGCUGGCGGCGCGCCACGUGCUCCCAGCGCGCGGCGGCGCUGGCCACGCUGGGCAUCGUGGCGCUCCUCGCCGCAGGCUCGGCCCCCGCCGUGCUCCAGCCGCAGGAGCCGGCGCCGCCGCCCCAGCGCGGGCCAGGGCUGAUGCCAGCACCGCAGCCCUCCGCGGCGCCCUCGGAGGAGCAGGUGCCGACGCCAGCGCCGCGGCCAGGGCCUGCGCCAGAGCCGUCCCCAUCCAGAUCCCAUGGGAAGGAGCCAGCGCCGUCGCCUGAGCCCCAGCCGCAGCCUGAGCCUGCGCCUGCUCCGCACGGGCACAAGCACGGCCUUGCGCCGGCGCCAGCCCCUGCCUCGCAGCCCUCCCGGCCGCACUCGGAGGAGAAGGUGCCGACGCCAGCGCCGCGGCCAGGGCCUGCGCCAGAGCCAUCCCCAUCCAGAUCCCAUGGGAAGGAGCCAGCGCUGUCGCCUGAGCCCCAGCCGCAGCCUGAGCCUGCGCCAGCUCCGCACGGGCACAAGCACGGCCCUGCACCUGCGCCAGCCCCAGCACUGCAGCCCUCCCCGGCGCAUUCGGAGGAGAAGGUGCCGACGCCAGCGCCGCGGCCAGGACCUGCGCCAGAGCCGUCCCCAUCCAGAUCCCAUGGGAAGGAGCCAGCGCCGUCGCCUGAGCCCCGGCCGCAGCCUGAGCCUGCGCCUGCUCUGCACGGGCACAAGCAAGCCCUGGCCUGGCAGCCCAGAACCGCUGCUUUACCCGGCGCUCUCGGAGGGGAAGGUGAGGACGCCAGCGCCGCGGCCAGGGCCUGCGCCAGAGCCAUCCCCAUCCAGAUCCCAUGGGAAGGAGCCAGCGCUGUCGCCUGAGCCCCAGCCGCAGCCUGAGCCUGCGCCAGCUCCGCACGGUCACAAGCACGGCCCUGCACCUGCGCUAGCCCCAGCACCGCAGCCUUCCCCAGCGCACUCGGAGGAGAAGGUGCCGACGCCAGCGCCGCGGCCAGGGCCUGUGCCAGAGCCGUCCCCAUCCAGAUCCCAUGGGAAGGAGCCAGCGCCGUCGCCUGAGCCCCGGCCGCAGCCUGAGCCUGCGCCUGCUCUGCACGGGCACAAGCACGGCCCUGCGCCUGCGCCAGCCCCAGAACCGCAGCCUUCACCGCCGUACUCGGAGGAGAAGGUACCGACGCCAGCGCCGCGGCCAGGGCCUGCGCCAGAGCCGUCCCCAUCCAGAUCCCAUGGGAAGGAGCCAGCGCCGUCGCCUGAGCCCCAGCCGCAGCCUGAGCCUGCGCCUGCUCUGCACGGGCACAAACACGGCCCUGCGCCUGCGCCAGCCCCAGAACCGCAGCAUUCCCCGGCGCACUCGGAGGAGAAGAUGCCGACGCCAGCGCCGCGGCCAGGGCCCGCGCCAGAGCCGUCCCCAUCCAGAUCUCAUGGGAAGGAGCCAGCGCCGUCGCCUGAGCCCCAGCCGCAGCCUGAGCCUGCCCCGUCCCAGCACGGGCACAAGCACGGCCCUGUGCCUGCGCAAGCCCCAGCACCGCAGUCUUCCCGGCCGCACUCAGAGGAGAAGGUGCCGACGCCAGCGCCGCGGCCAGGGCCCGCGCAAGAGCCGUCCCCAGCCAGAUCUCAUGGAAAGGAGCCAGCACCGACGCCUGAACCGCAGCCACAGCCAGAGGUUACCCCGUCCCCGCACGGGCACAAGCACGGCCCUGCGCCUGCGCCAGCAACUGCCCCGCAGCCUUCCCCGCCGCACUCAGAGGAGAAGGUGCCGACGCCAGCGCUGCGGCCAGGGCCCUCGCCGGAGCCAUCCCCAUCCAGUUCUCACAGGAAGGAGCCAGCACCGUCGCCUGAGCCGCAGCCGCAGCCUGAGCCUGCGCCAGCUCCGCACGGGCACAAGCACGGCCCUGCGCCUGCACCAGCCCCAGAACCGCAGCCUCCACUGGCGCACUCCGAGGAGAAGGUGCCGACGCCAGCGCCAGAGCCAUCCCCAUCCAGAGCUCAUGGGAAGGAACUAGCACCGAUGCCUGGGCCCCAGCCGCAGCCUGCGCCUGCCCCAGCCCCGCACGGGCACAAACAUGGCCUUGCGCCUGCGCUUGGCUGUGGGGGGGUGCCCCCUCGUUGUCGUCGUCGUCGUCGCCGUCGUCGGAGGCGUCGUUGUCC